CGUUCAUCCCCCAAUCCUCCCCCGCCCCCGUCCGGCACCUCUCUCGCUUCUUCCUCCGGCCCAUGCGACGGCAUUGACAUCUUUGCCCGCCUGACCUUUCGAUGGCCGCCGCCGCCACCGCCGCCGCCGCAACCGGCACACUUCUUCCCCACGCACUAUUGAAUCACCGCUCGCCUCCACCGCCACAGCUCCUCGCGCUUUCCUCCUCCUUCCGCCGCCUCUCCUUAUCCACCUCCCAUCGCCGGAACACCCAUUUAGUCGCCCAUGCAGACGCCGGUGCCGCAGAGCCGGAGCCCGCGACGGAGCCUGCUCCUGAGGGCGAGCCUGUCGCUGCCUCUGCUGACUCCGAGGAGGGGGAGGCGGAGGGGGCUGUCGCAUUGGCGGAGGAAGAGGAGGAGCCGGCGCCGAGGCCCAAGCCGAUUAAGUUCGGCGAGAUCAUCGGGAUUCUGAACAAGCAGUUCAUCGAGGAGGCUGAGAAGGUGAAAGUGCUUCCGGAUUUGAAGCCCGGUGACAUCAUCGAGCUUAGAAUGCAACGUCCCAACAAGAGGAGAUUGUCUCUCUUUAAGGGUAUAAUCAUUGCAAAGCACAAAUCUGGUGUUCACACCACGAUCCGCGUCAGGAGGAUUAUUGCCGGUGUUGGAGUUGAAAUUACAUUCCCCAUAUACUCACCAAGGAUCAAGGAGAUCAAAGUAAUCAGACACAAGAAGGUGAGGAGGGCAAAGUUGUACUACCUGAAGUACAAGCUUCCCCGUUUCUCAACCUUCAAGUGAGAUUAGACUCGCAGCUUCUCACACUAGCAUGUCGAUUUCUCCUUGACAAACGAGUUUUCACAAUCAUGUUCAGAUCUGUGCAUCCACUGUAAUGAUCUCUGAACCUCAAGUUGCAUAAUCUUACAUCUUUUUUCGAUUGACAUA
Messenger RNA from Triticum urartu, 914 nucleotides. RefSeq names its product large ribosomal subunit protein bL19cz. Lineage: Eukaryota; Viridiplantae; Streptophyta; Magnoliopsida; Poales; Poaceae. Gene Ontology annotation, molecular function: structural constituent of ribosome. The record is from RefSeq and is a predicted model, not a curated record. Gene Ontology annotation, cellular component: ribosome. Gene Ontology annotation, biological process: translation.